Molecule: messenger RNA, 927 nt
Organism: Mycena indigotica
Lineage: Eukaryota; Fungi; Basidiomycota; Agaricomycetes; Agaricales; Mycenaceae
Exons: 2
Coding region: 1-927 (308 amino acids)
Source: RefSeq, a predicted model, not a curated record
AUGCACCUCCGCCGACUUCCAGUGCAGCGCGCCACUGGCGAUUCAUCGUUCGACUGUCCGCAAGUUAACACGGUGGGACAGCCGGUCUUUUCGAGCACGAACACAGGAAGCAACGGCGUCGCUGUCGCGACGUGCACCUAUGGCGCCUCGAGCGGGGAGGGCGUCCGCGGGACGUGUGUCUACUUCAAUGGCGUCUUCUCGUCGGGGCCAGAUACGUGUCCGUUCGCUCCACAGUCAACGUCGACCGAGCCACCGCCGACUGCGAGCACUACCAGCCUCCCAGAUGCUCCAAGUACGCCGUUCACCCUCCCGCCAGCUUCCCCUUCGCACUCGACCACACUGGCAUUCUCACCAUCAUCCACGCCGACCAACGCGAUCGCCAGCAUACACAGCCUGACCUCGCCUUCCACAAUUAGCUCCGCCUCAUCUUCUUCACACGCGACCCUCGCCAUCUCCCCAUCAUCUUCUGCUGUUGGAAGCAGCCCGCUUCCACCGGGCACCAUCGCCGGCAUCACCGUCGGCGCACUAGCGCUCGCUGCGCUCUCCGCGCUUCUCGGAUUCUGUCUCCUUCGUUGGCGACGACGACGACAUACGACGAAGAUAUCGCUUGACAGCGCCGUGGGAUCCGUUGUGCCUUAUGUCCUCGAGGCAGUGAUGUCUCCGCGGUCCCAGGCUUCUUUUCUGCUCUCGCCGACCGACACGACCAACGCAACGCCCCCGCCAACCAUCGUGAACCGUGAUGGCAAGGGAAUCGGCGAUACCAUGGUUGCAGCGGCAGCAUUAUCGCCAGUACCAGCGCAGGACGGUCACGGUGCGGAGAACGCAGCGCUGCGGGAGCGCGUCCGCGAGUUGGAGCUCGAGCUGGAUUAUUCCCGCCUGCAGGAGGCGGAGGCGGAGCCGCCGGCGUACACUCCCCACUCCUCUUGA